GCGUUCAUCGUCUGACGAUAAACGUUUUUAUAUACUGUUUUAAGGUAACGGUAAAUGAUACUAUUCGGACACUGCAAUCGUCCCUGCAUGGAAUAAGUGAUGCGAUACAGAAUAAAUGUACAAUUAAAGUAAAACGGAAUUGUUUACAUGUAGAACUGACGUGCCCAGCGUUACGAAGUCUAACUCCAUAAAGAAUCUAAUGAAAACAUAAUUUGUAUUUUAUCUAACGUUGUCGAUGGUAGAGGAGUGGGUACACACGGAGAAAUAUGUUUUAACAUUUCCUGCCUUGUUUAUGAACAAAAUUUUUAUUGUCAACAACUAACUAAAUAUAUCCAUCUGACAAUAAAGUGGUACAAAAGUGUUUGUUUUGCUCAUAACAGUUGAGAAAUCGUUCAUGUGAGAUUUAAGCCUCAUACUCAAGAUUAGUCUUUUAACUUUCGAACUUUCUUGGCAAUUCAAUCAGCUUGCUAUAACCGAAACUAAAUGAAAAUGGUUUUUAUAACAACAUAUUUAUCGGAUCGCUGACACAUUAUUUUUAUGAGAAUAAGUCAAAAGAUUAUAGAUUUUUAAUGCAACAAAAUUUUGAGGGAGUGAAGGACAUUCUAGGUUAUAUAUAAACUGUAAAAUUAAUUAGUAUUUAUUUGUAUGUUACAGUCUGCAACGUUUCAUUUCUUAGUGAAACACUCACGGUUUCAGAAAUGAACAGGAAAGCAGUACAGGGAAGUAACUUGUGCGCCGGCCAGUGUUCGCAAAAAAUCAGAUUAACUCAUGUUUUAUUCGAAUAAAAAAUGCAAGUGGGAUGAUGGGAAAAGAAAGACAGCGAAUAUGAUAAAAAACGAAUAUUUAACGAAGACAUUUUAAAAAAGGUUCUAUAAAGCAUUUUUUUUAUCAAUGGGUAGGAGUUAUAAAAAUUAUGCCGUAACACACUUUAUAUGCCAUAAUCCCAUUAAAAACCUUAAUUGAAGCCAACGCGUAAGACGACUCUUCUCCGCAGAUAUUUUGUUAAAUAUUUAUUACAUUUAUCAAUAUAAUGAUUGUUAUUUUUCAAGUUGAAACGGGGAAGGUGUGUUUUUUGUGACGUUGUGUGAUAUUAACGUUGUUUGGCUUUUUGUAAUGUGAUAUAAAAAGACAUUUAGGAUUCUUGAAGAGAUAAAGUAGAACAGGGGAUGAGUUACACUUAAAAGCAAACCUAGGAACAAUCGAGAAAAAGUGAAGGUCAGACAGACAGUGUUUUGUUAGAACGAUGGAGGAGAAUCAACAGAUAUGCAUUGCUUGUAAUAAAAUGCAAUCUUCAUUUGUAUACAACUGCGAUUGUGGUCAUGUCAUGAGAGAGUCAGUAAUUCUGGAAAGAGAACGUUCCAGAAAACGAAGAGCACCAUAUCGACCAAAUUCAAUAAGUUCAGAAUGGAUCGGUGUUAACCAAUUGAAUGGCGCUUGUAUGAAACAGAUUAAAAAAUGUACUGGCGAUAUCCAAGAUGACAAUAAAGUUCUUCUGAAAUCAUUUACUAGCAUAAAACAAAAACAAAGUUGCAAUAAAAAGAGAAAAUUCCCCGUAAAACAAAAGAAAAGAAUUUUCGAGAAAACUAAGCACAAGAAGAGCCAAUCAAAAGAGUUGCUGCAAAUCAGUGAAAGUUCAUAUCAAAAUAUAUACUUUAAUCGCUGCAAAAGCUAUCGCAAGGCGAAAAUAUCUGAUUUGGAUUUUGAAUUUGAUUUCUCUACAUUUGACAGUCAUUCACCGUUUUAUCCAACAGCUCUCGAGGACAUUAAUACCAAAAUAAACCGCACAAACACCUUUUAUAGACUUAUCAGUGAAUAGCUAGAAGUUAGAAAUGAAAAAAAUUUGAAAGUUGGGUUAUGUAAUGCCACUAAAUCGUUGCGCUUUUACAAAUCAAACGGAACACGAGGUUAACAAUUCGUCAAAAUGAUACAAUUAUAUAUAUUGCUAAAUUAAUAACUUGAAUUCUACACUAAAUCUACAAAAUCAAAUUUUUUGGUUAUUUAUAAUUAACAAAAAAGGGCUUCAGUAAAAAGACAGAAAUUUUACGUUAACAUGACGAGUGUGCUUAACAGUAAUACAUAGCUAUGUAGCUACGACGAUGAAAUGGAUGUACAGACGACCUGUUGAUAAAAGUAACCGAAACUUUGGGUGGAAAUCUGUGCGUUAUCCUUGAUGUACAAUGUACAAUCAGGCGUAUAAAUGAUCCUACGCGAAUAUACUGCUUGGCAGAAGGCUACGGAAACAUAUUGUUACAAGUUACUUAGGUUUUUCCUGAUAAAAAUUUAGGCAUUUGAAGUAACAAAUAUUCUUUAAA
Molecule: messenger RNA, 2312 nt
Organism: Hydractinia symbiolongicarpus
Lineage: Eukaryota; Metazoa; Cnidaria; Hydrozoa; Anthoathecata; Hydractiniidae
Exons: 4
Coding region: 1244-1816 (190 amino acids)
Source: RefSeq, a predicted model, not a curated record